AAAAGCCGUUUGAAAGUGUCUUUAAAGGGCGCCGCCUUUGAAGGUUCUCGCAUCACGGUCAGGGAGGCGGUUCUGUCCCUUUUCUCCCUAAACGGGUCUUGAAAUGAAAAGGGGAUUUCACGAACCUUGAGGGUAGAGGUUACUCUCAAGGGAAUAUUCCCUGUUUUGCCCUCUUUCUAUUUUAAACGCGAAGUUGAUAACGGGGGUUGGAAUAAUUGAAUUAAGGGCUGCUUUUUUGGAUUCAUUAAUAUAUUUCAUUUAAGUCACAACUGGAGAUCUGUUGUUCCAGAAAAAGUAAUGACACCGUUUCUCAUGUUGGAGCUGUAAUACUUUUUUCUCCCCACCCCACAUUAUUGUUUUGGUUUAUUCUGAAAGCAGGAGGAAUUUUACAAACUUUCUGCUACUCUAAUAGCUGCAGUGUAUAGGAAACUUAAUCACAACCAGACCACAACCCCUUAGGUCCUAUAAAAUAAAAAUUAGUUGAACUUCUAAACAGAGAGAGUACUGGCUCCUAUCUAUGAAUAUUUACAGUCAGAAGAUCCAGUGAGAUGCCAAAAGUCCCAGGACUCCCACCAAGCUGCCCUGUAACCCUGGGCUAUGUAACUGAACCUGAAUCUCUGGAGGGGCAGUUACUCACACAUGCUAUAGAGGGAAACAAUAAAAAAGCCAAGAUACUACUGAAAAGAGGUGUGUACGUGGAUUGUCACAAUACAGCCGGACAGGCAAGUUUGUACCUUGCUGCUCUGUUGGGACGUACCUCUACCGUCCAGCUAUUUCUGUGCUUUGGUGCCAAUCCAAAUCACCGCUGUAACGAUGGCAGCACCCCAGUCCAUGCAGCGGCUUUCUCUGGCCAUCUAAGACUUCUCGGCAGCAUUGUACAAGCUGGGGGUGAUCUGAGAUGUCACGAUCAGAAGGGACGGACCCCUCAAGACUGGGCCCAGCAAGCUGGGAGUGAGGAAAAUGCCAAGGUCAUUGACUUCAUAAAGCAGUGCUGCGGCCAAAUGGCUCUGGUGGUACAGCAUGGAUACCGGUCUCUUUAUUCAAAAACUCGAGCAGCAUCUUCGCACAGCCUGCGUUCCUCUUUCUCAUCACGCUUGUCUGCAUCCUCCUGGUCUUUGGAUAACUCUGAAAUGUCUGGAAGCAUGAGGAAGCCGGCUGUAGGAUAUGGACAACUCUGCCCAAGCAGGUACCAGCAUCCAGGAGUGGCUGCCUUCACAUUCAUUGCAGAGCACAAUGACCUGAUCACAGGACACGGAGAGCCAGAAUGGAGCUACGAGAAUGGACCAUAUACACUCAUGAGAAACUUGCUUUGGAAAGGGCAGAUGGUCACCGUGCGAAGCUUAAAGCCAGGGAUGCCUCCCAUCAGCCAGAGAUGGCAUGGCAGCCUGGAUGUGCUCCUAGCUGAACAAGAAUACUGCAGCCGCCUCCAUCAUCCCCAUCUACUGCUUCUUUUGGCUGUGAGUCCCUCCUUAGAUCUACAGAAUCUCCAGCUGGUCUUUGAGAGGGUUGAGAUGUGUUCGCUCUACUAUGCCUUGCACUGCGAGAAUUCCGGCUGCCCGGCACUCUCGGCCAUUCUGAGUCUGCUGCUGCAGAUCUCUGAAGCCCUCUUGUUCCUUCACUCUUCGGGGUAUAUCCACCGGGCGGUGAGCUCCCAUGCAAUUCAGCUGGUGAGACCUGGACUGGCCAAGCUCAGCAACCUUGAGUACAUGCAGAAGAGGACUGAGGACAUUGCCAAAAUGUGUGGCAUCCCACCGUCCUCAAAGCUCUACAAUUGGCUGGCGAGGGAAGUCGUUAAAGGGAGCCCGGGCUCGGUGAACUCUGAUCUCUACAGCUUUUGCACUGUGAUGCAGGAGAUCUUCACAGGUGAAAUCCCUUGGGGCGAAUUGGAUGGCUGGGCUGUGAGGGAGAAAAUGAAGGCAGGGGAGUCUCUCUUGGCUGAUGCCCGUGUCCCACAGCCUUUUUAUGAGGUAGUCAAAGAUGGCAUCGCCUUGAAAGAACGUGACCGGAAGGGUACUUUCACCAGCAUACAUUAUGUAUUGCGGACCACCCAGCAGGGAGGCACAGCAGGCUCUCCAUUGCUUUCCUCAGUGGCCUCGUCAUCCAAGAAGCUGUAUAUGUGGGCAGGACAGACUGAGUCUGAGGAAUCAUCCCACUCAAUCAUUCCUGAAGAUCCGUCUGAUACCAAUAAUGAGCUACCCUAUUUUGAAGUUGAGUCCAGUGGCCAAAGUGCAGCACAAAGCACACCCAACGUACAGCCUGACAGCCAGACAAUCACCCAGACUCAGAACGAAGGCAAUCAACGAAUCUGUAGCCCUCUCAGAUCCUCUCUGCAGCAGCAUCAGAGAUCAAAUUCGGACAGCGCAUGUGAACCAGGGUGCAGUGAGGAAGAGUCGGCUACCUCUCACGACAGGAGUCUUGAAUCUGUAGCUUUGGGAGAUGCCACCCCGGCCCUCCCAGAGGACCCGUUGGUGAACAGUCUGCAGGAUUCCACCUGCCUCUUAGAAAAGGUUCAAGUCUCGUUAGAAGACCUUGAAAACCGGUUUGCCUCCAGUAUCCACAUGUUAGAGUCGUUUGUCAGUCAGCAAAGGGCGCAAGGGCCAAGCACCCACAGCGGUGGAGCCUUGCCCAAGCAGGCUGGGUCAGAAAAGUACGAGAAAUCCAGUCAAAAUUGUUCCCUUCAGAACUUAAUUGAUUUGUCAACUAAAGCAAGAGAAAAGCACCAGCAGAAUCUUGGACCAACAAAGAUUUUCCAGAAGCAGGAAAGCUCUACAGAUGGGCCUUUUUGCUGUGCGCAGUCAUUUGACCUCCUCCAGGAGAUCAUCCAAGAGCUUCAAGGAACAGGAAAUUCCCACACUGUGAGCCAGAGGCAGCAAGAAUGGAGUGAAAAAGGAAAAUUGUCUCCAAGAUGAAUGGCCUCUGAGCAAAAACCAGCAGCUCCUGUCCCCACCACAGGUCAAGGUGUGGUGGCCAGUUGAUGGACCAAUGAGUGACCACCACCAACAUCUGGGCUUGUUGCUGGCUGGGCUGAAUGGAUCCGAGCUCCCAUUCAGAGAUAAACGCAAUCUCUUUUCUUUAUUAAUUUAGCAACCAGUUUGUAACCUCCGAAUCCAGCAACCUAGAUUUGCAGCCUUUGCUGCUCUUUAUUAAAUAGUUGAAAAUA
This is a messenger RNA of Pogona vitticeps (central bearded dragon), 3160 nucleotides long. Its product is annotated as inactive serine/threonine-protein kinase TEX14. Gene Ontology annotation, molecular function: protein kinase activity; protein binding; ATP binding. The record is from RefSeq and is a predicted model, not a curated record. Lineage: Eukaryota; Metazoa; Chordata; Lepidosauria; Squamata; Agamidae. Gene Ontology annotation, cellular component: kinetochore; midbody; intercellular bridge. Gene Ontology annotation, biological process: attachment of spindle microtubules to kinetochore; male meiotic nuclear division; mitotic spindle assembly checkpoint signaling.